CUUAUCAACAGAAAACGGACCAGGAAGGGACCUACUUUUCCCGUUGACGGCUACUCGAAACAGGUACGGAACCAAGCCCUGAUUUUUGGGUUGGGCCUGCGAGAAGCGGGUCAACCCGAGAACCUCCAUUAACAGCGAGCAACAACAACCGCGCGCCACCGAAUUAGAGAAGCAACAAGAAAGUGAGGAUGGAGAAUCAAGGAAAAGGAGCGGAAGCUUCGGAAAAUCCAGAAGCCAAAAGCUUGAAGAAGACCCGGAUAGUAAUAGGGGUACCUUCAUAUCAAGAAGUGAUUGAGAGCUCGCAGUCUAAAUCAACACCACCUUCUCUCUUCGCUCCGUCGCAAUCGUUUUCUCAGGCCUUCUCCUUUGUCAAAUCCUCUGAAUUUUACUCCCCUCCGCCUCCCGCCUCCGAUCCCUCUACCUCUUUACAACCUUCUCUACCUGCUCCCUCGACGCCAAGCCAUGUUGGUAAACCCAAUGUGGCUUCUUCUUCUUCUUCUCCGGCAGUGUCAGUGGGCUCUGCUUCAGCAACUGCCGUUGGUUCAUCCUCCUCGAAUUAUACUCAAAGUCGCAAUGCAAUCAUUGUUAGCCACAGACAGGUAAAUUUGAUGUUUUCUGGAGUCUCGGUAUAUCUUCGGUAUCAUCUACUACAUCCGGACUACCUAUAUUAUCGUAUAAGAGAAUUACAAAAGAAUUUUAAGCUUCGUGUUGUUCUUUGCCAUGUUGAUGUGGAGGAUGUCAUUAAGCCUUUGCUUGAAGUUACUAAAACCGCAUUACUUCAUGAUUGCACCUUAUUAUGUGCCUGGAGCUUGGAAGAAUGUGCUCGUUACUUGGAAACUAUAAAAGUAUAUGAGAACAAGCCAGCAGAUCUUAUACAAGGCCAUAUGGAUACAGACUAUUUGUCACGGCUAAACCAUGCUCUUACAAGUGUUCGGCAUAUUAACAGGACGGAUGUUGUCACCCUUGGUUCUACUUUUGGGUCUCUUUCGAAUCUCAUGGAUGCAUCAGCGGAAGAUCUAGCUCGCUGCCCUGGUAUAGGAGAACGCAAGGUGAAACGCUUAUAUGACACUUUCCACGAACCAUUCAAGCGUGUUCGUCCCAGCCACCCUGCUGCCCCUGAACCUCCCCCUGUCCAGAAGGACGUACCCGGGCCAACAAGUGAAGCUGCAGAGGUGGAGGAUAAAGAAGCAAGUGAACCUAAGAAGAAAGAACCUGAAGCCGCUCUUAAAUCUGCCCUGUCUACUGCUUUUGCCAAAUACUCCGAUAAGAUCGGUAAGAAGAAAAGCAGAUCACAUGAUUCGGAAGAAGAGGAAACUGUGUUGACAACUGACAAUGGAUCACAAGCUGAAAUUAGGGAAUCCAGGGAAGGAACUCCAAGCUGAUAUUGCCUCGCCUUCUAACUUCUAACGCGAAUGUAAAACCCAUCGCGACUGAUUGAUCACGCGAAAUAGAUUAGGAAAUUGCCUUGGAUAUAACUCGGGGAAAGAACAAAUAUGAUUUAUCCCGGUCGAGCGUGGUUAAAGGUCGAAAAUAAUUUAUAAUUCCAUGUAUCAUUAUCUUGAUCUCAAUCAGUAUAUUAUGUUAUCAUAUUUCUGUUCAUGGUUA
Molecule: messenger RNA, 1605 nt
Organism: Carica papaya (papaya)
Lineage: Eukaryota; Viridiplantae; Streptophyta; Magnoliopsida; Brassicales; Caricaceae
Source: RefSeq, a predicted model, not a curated record